AUGAGUGUUUAUGUGAUACAUGUAGCAUUUAGUUGCUUUCCUGUCUUACUUUUUUACAGAUGGCCUCCAAUUGUCAGGUAUCCGUGUCCCGUGUACAGCGCAAAAUAUUUCCAUAGUGUUGUUUGUUUGCUGCUGUUCUUGUUUCCUUUUAUUAUAUUUCUCAACAGUGGUGCUCCGAAAGAAAGUAUGUGCGCUGGGCGGGAUUGUUCCCCAGCCUUAAAUGUGCUGGCUGGGCCUCCCACAGAUAAUGGAAAACAGCCCCCACCACCUGCCGGAUAUGGUCAACCCCCACCACCUGCCGGAUAUGGUCAACCCCCACCACCUGCCGGAUAUGGUCAACCCCCACCACCUGCCGGAUAUGGUCAGCCCCCACCACCUGCCGGAUAUGGUCAACCCCCACCACCUGCCGGAUAUGGUCAACCCCCACCACCUGCCGGAUAUGGUCAACCGCCGUGUGGCGUUUACAAACCACCGGAUGACUAUGCUGAAGUGCAAAAGUGGGAAGGGGAGAACGAAUGGGAAACGAGUAUGUUGGGGGCACCUUGCAGUGAGCCACUGUUCUGCCUUGGUGCCUGUUGUUGCCCAUGGUGCUGUGCGUUCUUGCAACGGAAGAAGCUGUUGGAAAAUGAUUGGUCUCGUUAUUUGUGUUGUGCUGGACUUUGUGGCGACAGGAAUUGCUGUGUCUGCGAAGGCUGUGAGCCGUGCUGUUUGUGCCUGGAGUCUUGCUUUUGCCUCCCCUGUGCCGCUCACGGUAAUCGUUUCAUGGUUCUUCAGCACUACAAUUUGCAAAAUGAUUGUUGUGAUUCGGUCAUCAUUUGGUGUGCCUAUUUGUGCAGUUGUCUGGCUUGUCUACUGAACGAUGAAUCCCUUAAAACCAUUGCAGAUGUUUUCUUCUACAUUGUUAUUGGUUGCAUGUUAAGCCAGCAUCAACAUCAAAUGAAGAAACAAGGAUAUCCAAGAGAGCAAACAAUGGAAUAG
Trypanosoma brucei brucei TREU927 is the source of this 978-nucleotide messenger RNA. RefSeq lists its product as hypothetical. NCBI's taxonomy places the organism in Eukaryota, Euglenozoa, Kinetoplastea, Trypanosomatida, Trypanosomatidae. The record is from RefSeq and is a predicted model, not a curated record. The transcript has a single exon. The coding region runs from base 1 to 978 and encodes 325 amino acids.